Molecule: messenger RNA, 4230 nt
Organism: Ixodes scapularis (black-legged tick)
Lineage: Eukaryota; Metazoa; Arthropoda; Arachnida; Ixodida; Ixodidae
Product: peroxisome biogenesis factor 1
Exons: 22
Coding region: 299-3835 (1178 amino acids)
Biological process (GO): protein import into peroxisome matrix
Cellular component (GO): cytosol; peroxisome; peroxisomal membrane
Molecular function (GO): ATP hydrolysis activity; ATP binding
Source: RefSeq, a predicted model, not a curated record
CAUGUGGACUUCCUUGAAUCGAUAAGACGCUCUGAUUGACGACGAACUGUCACAAAUAAGGUCUUUGAUUGACAAAAUUGUAUACGGUAAUUAAGCGAACCUUGAAAGGUUGUUUUAAAUCAUGUAUGGUGUCCGCAUAACAAAGUAUUGAUACCGUUUUCGUCUGCAGUUGACUUUCUGCUCGCUUUUUCCCUUAAAAUAACGACCGAAAACGCUAGCGACAAAACGCGACGGUGAAUGUCGAUCAGAGUACCGGAACAUAGUAUUUGACCGCAGCACCUUCUUAACCAGACCCGUCAUGAGUUCCAUGGAAGUGGCAGUUCUAAAGUUUACCCAAAAACAGACGUGCUUCAUCGCUAUACCUCGAGCAUGGGCAGACAGACCAAACUCUUUGCACGACGGUCUAGUUGUUUAUGAAGUCAGCUCGCUUUCGGAGAGGAAAGUGUACCUCUCGUGGAAUGGCGACGUCACCCUGCCGACUCCGUGGAACUCUGAUGUCUGCAUUGAAAUUAACGGUGCCUUGGCACAAAGCUUUGGUUUCACAGAUGGACAGGAGGUGAUUGUACAGAAAAGAAACGGAGGAUUGCACCAAGGCCGGCAAAUUGUGAUCAAGCCAGUGUCUGCCGAUGACUGGGAAACGCUCAAUGAUAAUGCUGCCUUCGUUGAAAGAAAUUUAAUGAACCAAAUCCGACUGGUGUGGUGUGGCAUGGCAUUUCCUAUCUGGAUACCUCCCAGCUCCUGCAUUUCCGUCACUGUUGCCAGUGUUUCACCAAACUUCCAGCCUGUCCUCCUCGUGAACAAUACCGAGGUCGUGGUGGUGCCAAACUUGGAUCCCCACGAUGGAGGUGCAGUGCCCCCUCCUUUUCUGAGCCCUUCGUUCGAAGAGGAGCAGCCCUCGAACGUGCUCAGUGCCUUGAAGUCUCUCGUCUCAUCCGUGUCUGCCAGCAUGACUCGAACGGUGCUGCCAUCAUCUUCUCCUGCAAGCCAGUUGUCGUCUCCAGUAGCAGAGGGCCCUCCUCGGCACGAGAACUCUCUCAUUUGGUUCAAAGAUGCGCUCCUCGUCGCGCGAGUGGUUCCUCAUUCCUACUUUCAAGACCUGACGGUCGUGAACAGACGCCCUUAUGUGCGAACCCUUUUCAACCAUCCGACGACUGUUUUCGUGUCCAGGACGUUGUUACCCCAUCAACUCCCCGGCGAAGCUGAAGACUCCAUCGUGACGUUUCUGGCCAGCGUAACGAAGGUCGCGUCGCCGCUUGAGAAGUUUGCAAAGAUGACCGCAGACGCAAAGAGCAAGCAGGGCGCUUCUCUCGACAAGAGUGUGAAGGCGAAAGUUGUUGACUGUGAACAUUGCGUUGUGAGAGUUUUUGUGGUACCGCUGUCGUGGAUGGACUUUGAAUUCCUUCACUGCACCGGCUUGGUGCUGAUCUCGGACGUGCUACGACGCCAGUUGGGGCUGGAUUACGCUAGCAGGGUGAAGCUCCAGUCGGUGUCGGAGCAACCCGGCAUAUUUGAAUCUGUCGUGCUUCAUCAAGUGGGAGACACUGACACCCGACUGCCACAUCAGGUUGUGACAACAUCUUUUCUUAAUAGGUGUCGAGAAAUGUCCAGUUCUGAGUACCCCCUGGUACUCUCAUCGGGAGGACUGGUACGGCUGAAUACUGGAAAUGAUCCAGAUCAGUGGACCAAUCACCUCGUAAGGCUCUGUCGUCACAAAAAGGAAACCGAGGGAGAUCCCCAGAGCCCUCGGAGGGAGAGUCCAGUCGUCGAGUGCACUUUCUUUGGCGAAAGUCUGCACGUUCAAGUGGGCGACCCGGUGAAACCGCAGCUUUCUAAGGUCUGCACUAUGACCUUGCCUGUCCAGCUGCUGAGUGAAGUUAAUCCCGAGCCUCUCGGCAUGAAGCUCGAGCAACUCGGCGGUGUGGGGCACCUGCACCAGCAAGCGCUGACCUUUCUGGAGCUGUUGCUUCAGGCAACGCCCCUUGCCCAGCAGCUUCGAGGCGAUCAGCAGCUCUCGGGGGCUGUGCUCCUUGUAACCGGUCAGCGAGGCAGCGGCAAAUCUACCCUGGCUCGAGCUCUCGCACAGCGCAUGGCAGACUCCCCCGCCUUUGCCCACGUGCAGACCGUAGACUGCGCGUCGCUUAGCGGUAAACGAGCUGAAAAGGUUUCUAAGGACUGGGAGCGACUCGUGGCAGAGUGUGUCUUCAGGGAGCCCUCUGUCCUUUUGUUCGACGACCUGGACGCCGUUGUGGGCAGCCUGGCCGGACCCGAGCAGGAGAACAGCCCCACUGCCAGCUACUUUGACAAGAUGGCUGACGUGUUUCUUCGCACCUUGGCCCUUCUGCGCAAGUCUUGCUCCAGAACGGCUGUGAUUGUCACUGGUCGUUCGUGGGAAUCUUUCCACUCCAGGCUCACAGCAAGCCAUGGAAAUCACAUUUUCUACACUGCUCUCAACAUCCAGCCCCCAAACAAGGUGGAGCGAGAGGACAUGUUAAGGAGCCUGGUGCAGAUGAGGCCCCACCUGGAGGGAAAAUUUUCCAUCCGUGAUGUGGCAUCCAAGACGGAAGGCUGCCUUGCUCGAGACCUCGUCGCUAUCCUCGACCGGGCUACGCAUUCAGCUUGCCUUGCUUCUGCAGACAACGAAGACCUGAACAAGCUUGAACUGACGGACGACGACUUUGAGUCGGCUCUGGAAGAGUUCUGCCCAUCUUCUUUGCGGGGCCUUAACCUCAGGACGGAGGACACGCUCAGCUGGGAUGAUGCGGGAGGUCUGGAAGGGGUCAAGAAGACUCUUCAGGAGGUCUUCUUCUGGCCCACCAAGUAUCCUGAACUGUUUGCAAACAGUCCCAUUCGGCCAUUGUCCGGAUUAUUGCUUUACGGUGCCCCCGGAACUGGCAAGACACUUCUGGCUGGUAUUGUGGCGUCAGAAUGUGGUGUGAAUUUCAUCAGCAUAAAGGGGCCAGAGUUGCUGUCAAAGUACAUUGGUGCAAGUGAGCAGGCUGUGAGAAAUGUCUUCCAAAGAGCACAGAGUGCCAAACCCUGCAUCAUCUUCUUCGACGAAUUUGACUCCAUUGCACCCAGGAGAGGACACGACAGCACAGGAGUCACAGACCGGGUUGUAAACCAGUUGCUAACGCUUCUCGAUGGUGUGGAAACAAGCACAGGCGUGUAUGUCCUUGCGGCGACCAGUCGGCCAGACCUGAUCGACCCGGCCCUGCUCCGUCCGGGACGCCUGGACAAGUGCCUUCACUGUCCCCUGCCUAGCCCGGAGGAACGUCUGUGCAUCCUGCAAGCGCUGAGCCGCAAGUUGCUCCUUGCCGACGACGUGGACCUGGCGUCGGUGGCCCGGAGGACGGACCACUUCUCGGGCGCCGACCUGCAGGCCCUGCUGUACACGUCCCAGCUCGAGGUCGUCCACGAGGUCUUUCCGGAGAAAGAAAGGAGCGGUAAGGGCCGUCGGUUGGACGGCUCUUCGUCUUCGGAGGAGCCCGGCAGCGCCUCCGACACGGACUUCUUCUGCGCCCCGGCAGCUGGGGACCUGUCCCCAACCCUGGGUCCGGAACAGAAUCGGCAACUGGUGCUCGAGGUAGAGGCGCUGACGGAGAACCUGCUGGGUCACGGCGGCCGCCGGCAACAGCGUCGGCGCUCGAGGCGCGACAGCACGGCCCUGGCGCUAACCAUCUACCAGCGGCACCUGGAAGGAGCCCUGACCAAGACGCAGGCUUCGGUCUCCGCCUCCGAGAGGGCCAAGUUCGACGCCAUAUAUGCUUUGUUCCGGUCCGGCACAUCGCUUACCGAACUGCGUCUGUCGGGAGGACAACGCGUCACUCUAGCUUGAGAUUACUGUCGCACAGCGUGCCUUGUGGCCUUAUUCACGUCGUUUCACUGUGUAGAAGGGAGCUGUCACCAAGAAGGACUAACUGCCAAAUCAUGACCACUGUUGAUGCACUCAGUGCUGUGGUUACUGAGUUGUUCAGCACGGACACGCAUCCUCUCAGUAGGGUGGCCUACUCUCUGCUUUUAAUUUCCCUCACUUUGGUGUCCGAAUCAUUCAAUAUCAGUGACUUUUGUUUUAAAUUUUCAUUGAAAGCAUUGUUUGUAUGCAACUUCGACUUCCGAUUUUGCAGUGAAACCAAUAUAAUUAUGCACUACUUUGGGGAAGUAUCCAGAGGCGAUGUCAGCCUACAUUGGGUGCCUGAUUAAAGGGAAGCUACGGAAGUUCUUGAAAAAAAA